Messenger RNA from Clupea harengus (Atlantic herring), 1299 nucleotides. RefSeq names its product odorant receptor 131-2-like. Gene Ontology annotation, cellular component: membrane. Gene Ontology annotation, molecular function: G protein-coupled receptor activity; olfactory receptor activity; odorant binding. The record is from RefSeq and is a predicted model, not a curated record. Gene Ontology annotation, biological process: detection of chemical stimulus involved in sensory perception of smell; G protein-coupled receptor signaling pathway. Lineage: Eukaryota; Metazoa; Chordata; Actinopteri; Clupeiformes; Clupeidae.
AUGACCGUCUGGUUUGCUGCCUCCACUGCCAAGGACCAAGACAGACUGCAGCAGAUCAUUUGGUCAGCCGAGAAGGCCAUCGGCUGCGACCUGCCGUCCCACCCUGACCUGUUUCACUCCAGGACCAGCAAGAGAGCAGUCAGGAUCAUUGCUGACCCUUCCCAUCCGCAAUUCCCGAAGAGCGAGAGGGGCCAGGCUCCGGCGGAUCAGGCCGUGGUCCAGCAGGAUUUGCCUAAAGGAAUGCAUCGAUGUAAUCCAACCAUUGAGGAGGGGGAGACCAAGUCUCUUGCCGGGCGACAUGAGAGCACCGUACUACUGGAGAGGCACCCGGUGAUGAACCUCACUAACAGAGAUGACUUUCAGGAGGCUUUGGUGAAAAACCUUAUCAUUGUUUUCCUGGGUAUUGUCAUCAACUGCAUCAAUGGGAUCAUAGUUUUGACUUUCUGCAAGAACUCUGUUUUUCACAGUGACUCAAGAUACAUUCUGUACAUGAAUCUAGUAGUGAACGAUAUGAUCAUGAUUUAUGUUUCUGUGAUAAUGUAUGUUUUGACUUAUGCCUAUCCAAUUUUUAAUGCCUCCAUGUGUUGCAUUUUGGUUGUGACAGGUUCAACCACACACAUGAACACACCAAUUAUCUUGGCAGGUAUGGCUAUUGAGCGUUAUAUUGCCAUCUGCAAACCUCUCCAUCAUAACCAGAUCUGCACAGUACGCAGGACUUACAGUAUCAUUGCUCUCACCUGGGGAGUCGGCUUUGUACCUGCACUGGUUGAUGUUAUCAUUGUCCUUGCCACUCGGCCUAUAGACUUUUUCUCAUCAGUAAUCUUUUGUUUCUACCUCAGCUUAUACAACACCCGAUACCAUGAAGAAAAGGCAAAAGCGGUUCAAGCCCUUUAUAUGUCAUUUGUGUGGCUGACGCUGAUCUAUACCUACUUUAUGAUAGUACGAACUGCCAGAGCAGCGAAAGGGGACACUGCUUCAGCCAAAAAGGCACAAAACACCGUUUUAUUACACGGAGCUCAGCUGCUUCUCUGUAUGUUGUCCUAUCUCACUCCUUUUCUUGAUAUUGUUUUAAUCACUUUUUUCCCAAUCUAUCGCUCAAAAAUAACAUUCACGGGUUACCUAAUUACAAGCAUUAUUCCAAGGUUGCUCAGUCCUCUUAUUUAUAGUAUUAGGGAUCAGAAAUUUGCCAAACACAUGUCGCAGUACUACUCCUGCAAAGUCAUCCUUUUUAAAGGCAGAGUGGAGAGGGGGAAGCUGAAGCAUUCUAGCAAGAUGAGGGUUUGUUCUUUAAAGGAUUAA